CAAUCAGAGACGAGCCGUCGCACGCGGAGCACUGGCAGUGACUAAUCACGCUUUGUGUUGUAAGCGAGUGUCAGUUUCAGAAUCGCAAACGAAAUCGAAUAAUUCACUCAGACUGCCGCUCCAGCAAAGAAUCAUGAAGACCUUAGUAGUGUUCGACUUCGAUUACACAAUAGUAGAUGACAACAGCGACACAUGGGUGAUCCGCUCCGUUCCUGAGCAGACGUUACCGGACUGGCUGAAGAAAUCCUACCAGAGAGGCCGCUGGACCGAGUACAUGGCUCGAGUCUUGACCUACAUCGGUGACCAGUCGGUCCGGCCGGAGCACAUGCGCGCGGUGAUGGAGAGCAUCCCGUUCACCGACGGCAUGAUCGAGCUCCUGACCUUCAUAUCUGACAACAAGAAGGACAUCGACUGCAUCAUAAUCUCCGAUUCCAACAGCAUCUUCAUAGACUGGGUUUUGCAUGCAUCAGGGUUGAAUUCUGCUGUGGAUGACGUCUUCACCAACCCUGCAAGCAUCGAUGCGCGCGGCUACGUGAGCGUGCGCUGCUUUCACGCGCAUAACUGCCAGCAAUGUCCCGUAAACUUGUGCAAGAGCAGGGUGCUGCAAGAUUUCAGAGAGAAGCAGGCUAAGGAUGGUGUGCAUUACCAGAGGAUUUGUUAUAUAGGAGAUGGAGGAAACGACUUUUGCCCCGUUCGUGAAUUGAAAGAAGGAGAUAUUGCAAUGCCUAGGAAAGGAUUCACCCUUGAGAAACUGUUGUGCAAAACCAUUUCGGAGGGUUCAGAAGCACUGCAUGCGAAAAUCAUGCCCUGGGCUAGUGGCAAUGAAAUCCUCAGGGAAUUAAGAGCUCUUAUUGAGUAAUAUCGUAUUAUAUGCAAUAUUGUGACGAACUAGACUCACUUUACUAAUAGAAUAAUCACAUGGUAAAUCUGCACUAAAUGCAUCAUGUGCAUGAAUGGGCAUUCUAUUAUAGCUCAUUCCCCCUUUAAUCUACUUGAUAAACUUAUUUGGGCAUGGUGUAAUAUCUUUUAGAAUUAAGUUUAUGUUUUGGUUUCAUUGCACAUUUUAAAAUGUAAUGUUUUUCGCAGUUUUACAUAUAAUUGUUUUGACAUUUUUUAGAUUUAAAUAAUAAAUAAGCUCACUGGCUGAAUUUAUGUAACAAUAAUUUAACAGUUUGAGGUGCUUGAUAUUUAAUCCACUGAGGUUUGCUGCAGAGUAUUGCAAUGAACAAAUUUAAAAGUUUUAACAUGCUGCAAAGUAUUUAUUUUAAAAUCUGCACGAUGAAAAUCCUAUCUAUAAAUCCUAACCCAAUGAAUGCAAUUAUUGUCAUGUUGUAAAAACGUAAAGCAUCACGAUUGUGACCCUAACCUUUAACACUGCAGUUUGCUACUGCUAUGAAAUGAAAAUAGUUUAAUAUUUCAGUGCAGAAGAUAUAAAACCAACCUUAUUUUUAUUAUUAUUAGAAAACCCUAUCUGCAUGUCAGUACCAUAUUCCUAUAAAUACACCAGACCCCUUAUUUUAGGCUUAUCUUACUAUUUUUCUUUGAUUAUAUUUUAUUUCUGUUUUUAAGUUGAUUUAUGUAUUACAAAUAAAUCUAAUAAUUUGAUUAAAUAAUGUUGUUAUUAUUAAUGAAACACUUCUUUUCUGUGUGGAUUUUCAAUGUGGUGUCAGACUUUUGGACCCCGUUGUAUGUUUCAGUCAUGUUUGGAAAGCCAGCUGUGUCAUAGACACUCGUGCUGAGUCCUGAUAACAGCAUUUUGGGGUCAGACGUGUCGCUCUUGACUUUAGAUAAACAGUGUUGUGAAUGUUUGUUCCUGAGUGUGCUUGAAUUUUACAUGCGUAUUGUAAAUGCAGCCGGAUUCUUGAUUCAAAGUGUUGUAUUCAAAGCAGAGAUGAACAGGGACUCUAGUAUUGGCUUAUAAAUAAACAAAGUUUGCAUGUCAGAAAAGUUUGUUAAUAUGACCAGAGCAUCGUCAUAUUCUCCUAAACUGAGACCUUGUUCCUGUUAGUGUUUACAACAAAUCUAGUGUCAUUUGUGCUUGUGACACACAGGCCAUUCACAUGUUUAGUGUCUGAUUAUAAUUGAAUAAAUAUUACCCAGUCUAA
This is a messenger RNA of Carassius gibelio (silver crucian carp), 2105 nucleotides long. RefSeq names its product phosphatase, orphan 2 (gene phospho2). Gene Ontology annotation, molecular function: phosphatase activity. NCBI's taxonomy places the organism in Eukaryota, Metazoa, Chordata, Actinopteri, Cypriniformes, Cyprinidae. The transcript is spliced from 2 exons. The coding region runs from base 134 to 859 and encodes 241 amino acids. The record is from RefSeq and is a predicted model, not a curated record.